AUGGCUGCCCCGGACCUGUCGGCCAACCUCCAGGAGGAGGCCACCUGCGCCAUCUGCCUCGACUAUUUCACAGACCCGGUGAUGACCGACUGCGGCCAUAACUUCUGCCGCGAGUGUAUCAGCCGCUGCUGGGGUCAGCCCGAAGGGCCGUACGCGUGCCCCGAGUGCCGGGAGCUGUCUCCCCAGAGGAACCUGCGCCCCAACCGCCCGCUCGCCAAGAUGGCCGAGAUGGCCAGGCGCCUGCACCCGCCGUCGCCCGUCCCGCAGGGCGUGUGCGCCGCGCACCGCGAACCGCUGGCCGCUUUCUGCGGCGACGAGCUGCGUCUGCUGUGCCCUGCCUGUGAGCGCUCCCGUGAGCAUUGGGCACACCGAGUGCGCCCACUGCAGGAGGCUGCAGACGAUCUCAAGGGGAAGCUGGAGAAGUCGCUGGAGCACCUGCGGAAGCAAAUGGAAGAUGCGCUGCUGUUCCAGGCCCAGGCAGAGGAGACCUGUGCCUUAUGGCAGAAGAUGGUCGAGAGCCAAAGGCAGAACGUCUUGGCGGAAUUUGAGCGGCUUCGCCGCUUCCUGGUAGAAGAAGAACAGCUGUUGCUGCAGAAACUGGAAGAAGAGGAGCUGGAGGUACUGCCCCGGCUACGGGAGAAUGCAGCCAGGUUGGUGCAGCAGAGCGCUGCGCUUGAGGGGCUCAUUGCUGAGCUGGAGGGGCGCUGUCAGCUCCCUGCCCUGGGGCUGCUGCAGGACAUCAGGGAUGCCCUGCGAAGGAUCCAGGAUGUGAAGCUCCAGCCACCAGAGGUGGUGCCCAUGGAGCUAAGGACUGUGUGUAGGGUCCCUGGGCUGGUGGAGACACUGCGGAGAUUCCGAGGGGAUGUGACUCUGGACCCAGACACCGCCAACCCUGAACUAGUGCUGUCUGAAGACCGGAGGAGCGUGCGUCGAGGCAACCUGCGGCAGGCGCUGCCCGACAACCCUGAGAGGUUCGACCCGGGCCCCUGUGUGCUGGGCCACUCACGGUUCACGACGGGACGCCACUACUGGGAGGUGGAGGUUGGGGAGCGGGCCAGCUGGGCCCUGGGUGUUUGCAGGGAGAAUGUCAACAGGAAGGAGACAGGCGAGCUGUCGGCUGGCAAUGGCUUCUGGAUCUUGGUCUUUCUGGGGAGCUAUUACAAUUCUCCUGAGCGGGCCUUUGUUCUCCUCCGAGAUCCUCCCCGGCGCGUGGGGAUUUUUCUGGACUAUGAAGCUGGACACCUCUCUUUCUACAGUGCGACUGAUGGGUCACUCUUGUUUAUCUUCCCUGAGACCUCCUUCUCUGGGACACUCCGGCCCCUCUUCUCACCUCUGUCAAGCAGCCCGAUCCCUCUGACCAUCUGCCGGGCAAAAGGUGGGCCUGGGGACACACUAGUUCCCUAG
Messenger RNA from Orycteropus afer afer, 1404 nucleotides. RefSeq names its product tripartite motif containing 11 (gene TRIM11). Lineage: Eukaryota; Metazoa; Chordata; Mammalia; Tubulidentata; Orycteropodidae. The record is from RefSeq and is a predicted model, not a curated record. Gene Ontology annotation, molecular function: zinc ion binding; protein binding. The coding region runs from base 1 to 1404 and encodes 467 amino acids. The transcript is spliced from 6 exons.